Molecule: messenger RNA, 20612 nt
Organism: Pocillopora meandrina
Lineage: Eukaryota; Metazoa; Cnidaria; Anthozoa; Scleractinia; Pocilloporidae
Source: the annotation of a GenBank genome assembly
AUGUCGAGUCCUUCACGCCAGGUUGGAAAUCGUCGGCUUCCUCCUCUACCAAGCGGUUCGCGCUACAGCCCUAUUUAUCAGCGCGCUUCGAACGGUCAUGGGACUUCGCCUGUUUCACAGGCAAAGGCAGCGAAAGGGCCUUCUAGCAACCGAACAUCAAACAACCAUGGUCAGAGCAGUCAUAUUACCCACAUUGAUCUGACCGCAAGCUUUGGCGAUGGGCCGUUUCGGCCAGCUUUGGUACAGGGAAAAGCGAUAGGAAAUGGCCAAGGUUAGUGCAAUUUUUUAAACGAGUUCGAACCGCGUUAAUGAUAGCAUUGACCCUUACAAUUUCACGGCACUAUUCUCGCACAAUCUCACUUUUGUUAUAUAUUGAUACAACGAUCAUGAAGUUUGAGUGCGUAAGAUUUUGUUCAGAAAUUCAAACCUAAUCAUGUGUUCUUUUGCAUCGUGAUCUGGCUUGAAGAUAUUGUUUGCUCCGAAGAAACAAAAAUUUGCCCCGUGUCCUACGCUCUUAAAUAAUUACCAACCUUUUUCCAGUUAAAUUGAUUUUCAUGAUUUCCUUUUUUGUGUGUAGGCGCUGUUUUGUGCCGAAAAUGGUAUUUUCAAAGAAAGAUAUGAUCUGUCCCUACUUUGGGUUUAUUUUAUUGCUCCUGUUUAUUUUUUCAAAAUUUCAGCUGAUGUCGAUGAAGAGGCAGUGCGUAUUUUUCUCCGAGCAAACCCUGUGUUUUUGGAGGAUUAUGUGAUGAAACAUGUCGAUCAAGACCGUUUGGAGCGAUGGCUCAUUAGGAAGACGCGAAAAUUGAAGAUUAAAGCGGGGAAGAAGCCUUCAAGUUCUCUCGAUCAUGAAAAUAAUAAACAAAGUGGUAAGCGGCCUGUUUUAAUUUGGGACAAUGUCAACUCUACCGUCAUUUGAAGUAACGAGCAGUUAAAGUAUUUUUCGGUGUGCUCCCUUUAUAUAAGUAAAAGGCGCAAUUUUAUACAUUUUUUUUAUACAGACCCACAUCGUCCAUCUCUGUCGAAGUGGAAGGUAAGCAAGCCAAAUGAUAUUGCAGUUUGUACGUACAUGUGUUCUUUUUUUUGUUAUUAGAGGCAUAAGAUAUCCUUCACUGGUUUGUGAGGCCACUUCCUUUGACAUUUGAAAUUGCCGCACUCGAAACGUUGACAUUUAAUCUUUUAGCGAUCGCCGUUUUCCUUUAAAUUUUAUUUUUAUUUCGUUAUUCCUUCGACAAGGUUUUCCGUUCGUUAACAAAUUAACCGAGGUCAUGGAUCCCGAUUGAAAAUAUUCUUAACACCAACUAGGAUGUACUGCGUUCAGUUUCACAACAUUAUAUAAAAAACAUCUGUAAGAAUGACUUACUUAAAUGAUUCAAUAGAUAUAUUAGAAAAGGAUAUUUUUCCAGCCAAACGACAGACUCAGGUUUGAAAAAUAAUUUACUUUAAAAGAAAAUACUUGAAUGUCGUCAGAGAACUGUCAAAUUCUAAUAUGGUUAAACUCUUAGUCUGCAACAUCUGCUCCUUGUAUUUUGAAUGGGUCAUACUUUAGUAAAUAAUAAAAUUUAGCUGCUGUCAUCAUCGAUUAAUAAAUUUUUUAAAUUACUAUUGACCAUUGAAGAGUUUUCCUGUACUAAUAAAUUGAAUGGGGAGAUUUAGAUGUCACAGGAAAAUGACAUGAAAAAGAAAAAUAACUUUCAUUUCUCCGAUGAAUUUUUUGGGGAGCUUACAGUGAAUACCUUCUCAAACAGUGCCAGAUCUCUCUAAUAGCAUAACUUGUAAAUGUAGUGCCAACUUCGAAGUAGAAACAAUAAUAUUUUGCUUGAACAGUCUCAGUUCUCAGACUCCAUAAAAUUUGGUGAUUUCAAUAUUUUUUGUUUUGUAUUGGAAAAUUAAAAAAAGUAAGAAUUGUUUAAACACACAUGCAGAGCUGUUGUUGUGCUCAUUAAGUCUUAGUUGUUUUCCUACAUUGUGGUUUCUGUAGGGGUCAUAUUUUCAAUUUGCCAGUUUCUGUGGGGGUUAUGUUUUUCAAUUGCUAAUAUACCCAUUCCUCCCUCCCCACCCACCCCCAGUUUCUGUGUGGGUCAUAUUUUUCAAGUGGUGGUAAUAUUCUCCCCUCCCCCUUCCCCCCUGGUUUCUGCAGGAGUCAUAUUUUUCAGUACCAGUAGUAAUAUUCCUAUUCCUUAUCCCUCCAUCCCACAUGGUGUUUGAGGGCUUAAGGGGAUACCCCUAUUUUAUUGAUUUUUUUUGGAUAGAAACCAGAAAUUAUUAAUUCCUAUCCCUAUAUCACCCUUGACAUUGUUAGGCUUUCUCAAGCUUUAAUUCCCAUUAAGCUGGAUACUUCCCCUGGUAAAGUAGUUAAGAGGAUUAUGUGAUUUAUCAAGAUAAUACCUCUCAGGUUCAGUGCUCUUUGUUCUUAUCAUCAGCUUCUUGGGAAAAUCCCAUUUAAUCACUUGUUUGGGUUAAAUUUAUAUGUAACAUGCUUAAUUGUAUUAUAAAAACCCUGAUUAAUGACUGGUGGGUUUUAUGGGUAGCCCAUCUAAAAAAAUUGACAUUGAGUUUUCAAAAGGCAAUUUAUUGUAAGAAAAUAUUUUGUCACUGUUAAAGGUAACCAAUUAACUCCUAGAUCAAGUUUGUAAUUCUCCUUACUGGCAACUAUACAAUUCCUAUGUUAAUUCAGAGAAUUUAGUAUUGGAUCAACUAAAUUUGAUCCAAUUUUGAUUUUAUCCCCAUAUUGAUAUUUUUCUUUAUUCUCGUCACUUAUCUGGUUGAUGUUGUAUUGAUAUUGUAAGGAGAAUUUCUGUCUUGAUCACUCAUGGGAGUUAAAGGGGCAACCUUUUCUUUUUGGCCCAGGAACAACACAGAAUUCAGGAAUGCAUUAGUAGGGGAGGGGAGGUGUAUUAUAUUAACCAGUUCUUGUGUUAAAGUAAAGUUUUAUUUAUUUAUUUUCCUCUCUGUACAGUUUUGUGUACAUAGUGAUAAGAAGAAAAUGCUGGAAGAGCUGACAAAUGAUAUUCAUCAGUCACCAAACAAGCAGAAGGUGUUGAUGGAGUUGGCAAACUGUAUUGCAUCAGGUAGGAUAUGCUAAGGCUAGUGAAGUUGAAAAAAAUGCUCAAAAAUCUCUUUUAGUGAGUAAUAUAGAGUAAUUUAUAGCUGGCUGUUCAAGUUGCUAGUUGUAGCUAGAUUAGAUGAAUGCAUUGCCAUUAAAUUUUGUAGAGAGUACUAAUAAUUUAAUGGUAAUGAUUUGAUAACAGCUAUAUUUUCUUGCCAUAAAAUUCUUUCCCACACCUUAAUGUGAAAAGUUGGUUGCUAAAUGGAGACUUUUAACCCGGGGGGUCAUACUGCGGUUAACUUUUAGUGGAUAACACAAACAUUAGCCUUGACGACUCUUGUUAUUAUGCGCAGCCCCCUAUGGCAAUCUUAAAAUUAAUUUACAUGUGCUGUAUGAUCCUGGGCUGAAAGCUGUUUUGGAAUAAUUAAUUUUUUCCAAUUCUUUUUAAAGCAUUCAAUCAUUGAAUUGUACACAAAUGGCCUAAUAAACUGAAUUUCUUUAAAAGCUUUCAGAUCUGAAAUAAAAUUUCACACUAACCUUGUGUUAUCUAAACCCAGUUUUCAACAACCUAGCCCUGUACAUUAUGAUUUUAAAAAAUUAAUGGGUGUAUGAUAAUUAAUUCACGUAUGUUUGGUGUUUCUCUUUUAACAGCUUGUCAUGCAGAUUCUUUCACUUUGUAUUUAGUUGAUGCUACAGGAAAGGUAAGAUGUUGCUAGGCACUGAAAUGAUAAAAAAAAUGAUAUUAAUGAAGGAUAAAAAUAUGUAACUGCAAUUAUUGUAAUUCAAGUCAAUGAUUAUCAAACACACUAUGGUACCACCAAUCAGAAGGAAAAAAACUUGAAUUAUAUAUUCAUUAUGAUGUGUAAAAUGACUACCGUAAUUGUAAACUAAUAGCUGUAAAUUACUAUCAAAAUGAUUUGCAACGUACAUUGCUCUGUGCUUUUUUUUUUUUUUAAUCCUCAUAGGUUAAGAAUUUUACCCUUAAACUCCCAUGAGUGACCAAGACAGAAUUUUUCCCUACAAUAUCCAUAGGGCUAGGGUUAGCAACCAGAUAAGUGAUGAGAAUAACGACAAAUAUCAAUUUGGGGAUAAUUAAUUGAUCAAAUACUAAAUUCUCUGAACUAACAUUAUGAGAAUUGUAUGAUUGACACUGAGAAGAAUUACAAAUUUGAUCUGGGAGUCAAAGGGUUAAUUUAAAAUGAUCUGUAUUUGAAUAACAUGAUCAGCAAUGUUGUGAGAUCAUCAUUUUGUUAAUGAAUGUUUUGUUUGAUUGUCAGGCAUUGUUCAUCUACAAUCCUAACCAUCCAGAAGGGUAAGUAUUUCUAAUGUAAAACUCCUCUUGUGAACCCUUUAAUUCCCAGAAGUGAUUAAGCUGUAACUUCUCCCUUUAAUAUCCAUACAUUAUCCAAGAAACAAGUAAUUACAAUACUUAAACUUAUCAGGUAGAUGUUGUUAUCUUGAUUUGACACCAAGGUCUCAUUACUGAUUUACAAGGACAUGUUUGGCAACUGGAGGGGAGAAUUAUUAAUCAGAUCUUGGUAGUUAAAGGGUUGAAUGACACUUUUUUAUUAUCUUGACUACAUAAAGCCCAUCCUUCCCUUCUAAUUCUUGUAUGAUAUUUUUUUCAUAUUUUUUUGGUCAAUUAUAUGUUUGUCUGAUUUGAAGAAAGUCUGGAAACUUUCAGAGCUUCAAUCUAUUUUUUUCCCUUGAGGAAAAUGCAUUGCUCCAAUACAAGGGUGCUAUAUUGAUAUUUAUUGAUCCAAUUUGUUAGAAAUAGUUAAACAAUGAAUACUGCAAGAUUCUCGGUAAUGAUAGCUUUUAACUUUAUUUCACAUAUUUGAACUAAUCCUGUGAAUAUUAUCAGAGUGAUGAGAUAUAAUACAAUUGUUUUUAGGAGGACUUCAUCAAAUAUUCAAAUAAAGGAUGGAAGUACAAUUGCAGCAUAUGUAGCUUUUACUCAAAAGCCAUUCAGAACAAAUGAAGUGUUGGGAGUAAGUGCUGUACUUUUAGCUCUCGAGGCUCUGCAGUCAAUAUUUGAGGUCUUCUCACUGAGUUGAAUGCCACUCAUUUUCCCAUUACAAGUAUAAUGUCUCAGAGAAAUUCUUAAAGAUCUGGGUACAGUAUGUUGUUCAAGGACUGAUAAGUGCUAACCUAUGGUUAAAUUUUGAUCCAGGUUUAUUUACUCCUUUGUUCGAAAGCCUUUUUAGGAUAUUUCUCAGUAGUAUUCUUUUGAGAGCAUCCAUUAAUCAAAUUUUAGACAAGAAGAAGGGAACUGAAUUUUCCCUUAAAGCUUUCAGAUUAGAAAUCAGAUUUCACAUUAACCCUGAGUUAAUCUAACUCAUCUUUUAACAGCUGUGCCCAGGGCAAUUUCUUUUUAACCUGUUACUCCUUUGCAUCACUGCCAUGCAUAUUCUCUAUAUAAAUUUCCUAAGGAGCUGACAAGGAGAGUAUUUGUUUAACACUUAAGAGCUUCUAGAGUUGGUGAUCAUUUGCUAUUAAUAUUCCCUUGACCUUUAAGUGUGAUUUAGGGGUGAUAUUGCAAGGAGAAAUUAGAUGCUAGUCACUCUUAGGAAUCAAAGUGUUAAGGAAAAAUGGGAAGUUCUGAUAUUAUGAGGAGACAAAUUCAAUGCUGAACAUUAUUAGGGCUUAGAAGGUUUUAAAAACUUUACCACACUUCCUACAACUCAAGAUCUGAUUCACUUUAGGAUCUUUAGUUAAUGUGUGUGGUCAUUAAUUAUUCAAUUUAUAAACCUAGCCACAAUAAGUCAUUAAGACAGCAAAUCCAUAAGUGACUAAUUCUGAACUUGAAAAAUGCUCAAUUGAAUCUAUUGUUACUUGCCAAAACUCCUCUAGGUCACUUUUUCCAUUGUACCUGCAGCUGUUGUUCUCAAAAAUUCAGCUGGGCUCUGCAAAAAGCAAGUUUUCAAAAAUUUCACAUCCAAUCAUGAAAUCUAACUUGUGGGAGAAUGUUCUGUCAUCAUUUUAUUAACUCUGUUCUUGUUAGGUAAAUCAUUUUCCCCUUUUUUCUAAGUUUGUUUUCUUUGUUUUACUUUUAUUUACAAGGAAUAUACUUAAGGUUUAUUAACUAAUGCAGCUUCCAAAUCUCCUAAAUUUGCUUUAUUUGAAUUCAGGAUGACCGUUUUCCAGAAGGAAUAGGACUGGAAGGUAACUAAUUAUUAUAUUCUCUUAUUUUGCAUUUGAAUAAGUUCAAUAAUUUGUGUCUACUGUUAUUUAAAAUUUCUGCAGCACAGUGUUUAAGAACUUCCACAAUACACAAUUAAUUGAUUCUCAUUCAUAAGGGUGUUAAUGUUAUCGCAGGUUCACAGUCAAUUUAUUACUUAAAGCUAUUAUGUACUUGCUAAGCUAAAAAAAGAGCAGAUUUUGUCUUUCCCCUCCAGUUUCUACUUAAAAUUGUCAUUAGUUCUUGCCUGUAGUUUUCUUUUAAACAAUUUACAGUACUCUUUAUUUUCUUUAGCAAGCAUGUUGUGUGUUUCCUCGAUCAAGUUGAUUAAAUUAAGGAUUAUUGAUAUGUUGAUCUUAAGGACUUAAUGACUUGUAAACUUUUGCCAUCUAUUUGGAGCUUUUGGGAUAAACUUCUUGAUGAUAAAUUACAGGAAAAAUUAUUUUAUCAUUAAACUAUCAGAAAUGAAUGUCUUUUCAGAUAGCACAGCACAGUCUGCUUUAUGUCAGCCAAUCAUUCAGUCAAAUGGCGAGCUUAUUGGUGAGUUUAAGCUUUGUAUGGAUAAACUCCUAUUAACAGUACUUAUCAAGAUAGGAAGCUGCAGGUGCCUAAGUUUUGUAUCAUGCUAUCAAGAAAAUAAAUUUAUUAAAAGAUAAAAGACACAAGUUGAUGGGCCAAUCAUGCAUGAAUAAACUUUUGGACCAUAUGUUUUCUAACCCUAAAACUCCCAUAAGUGUAACUUCUUCCUAAAAUAUCCAUACAUUAUGCAGCAAAUGGGUAAUGGGAAUACUCAAACUUAUCAGGAAAAAGUUGUUAUCUUUAUUCAACACCAACUUCCUGUAACUAGUUUACAAGGAAAAGUGUGGCAGCUAGAGGAGAGAAUUGACAAUCAGGUCUUGGGAGUUACCUCCAUUGCUUUUGUUAGUGCAAGAAACUACAGUCUUGUGGUACUUUUGUGCUGCUUAGUUGAGUUAGGAAAAUUCUUUGUUUUAUUCUGUACAGGUGUGAUUGAGUUAUGUAGGAGACUUGGUCAUGAAGCAUUUGGAGAAGAAGAUGAUGAGGUAUGAUACACUUUGCUUUAAUUCAGAAAAUUCUUACUUUUUAUUGAUUAAACCCAAGGUCAGAAAUGUAAGAUAUAUAAUCAAGUUUUAAACACAGUUGAUAAGUGAAUCAUGUUACUACAGAAGGUGUACAACCCUGUGUGCUAGUUAUGUGUCUAAUUUGCCUCUGAUAUUUUCUAGAUUGUCAACAGCUACCUUGUGUGGGGCGGAAUAUCACUGUAUUAUGCAGAGGUAAAUAACUUAUUAUUAUCAAGAUAUUAUGAUGAUGUAAGUUAAUUUUUUAAACAUUGCAAAUAGAUAUAUUAAGUUGAAAUUAGGAGGUAAAAAAGACUGCUUGAUAACCUUAGCUGUCCUUUUUGAAGUCUAUAAUAAAUUCCUGUCUAUUAGUAAUCAUAGAUUCCCUUUUCUUACAUGAUUGUAUACAUUUUUCAAUUUUUCAGAUGUUCCAAAACAUGCAAAGACACAGAAAAUUGACAGAGUUUCUACUAAAUGUGACAAGGUAAAUCAAAUGAAUAUUUUUUUAAAACAGAUGUGGGAAAAAAAAAACCUGAAAUGUUAUUACAAUUUGAUUUUUUGGGUUUUUUGUAAUUCUCAUUCUUACCACUGAGUACAAAAUACUAAAUGAAUGACUUUCUUCACAGAGGCUUUCAAUAUUUUCAAGUUUACAUUAUAUGUAAUAGAGAAGCCUGUGAGGCCUCACUCAUGUUGCUUUGUUAUGUCAUAGUAUUAAUAUAAGAAAUUGAGCAAGCUCUGUUGACUUUUAUCUUCUGUUUAUUUUUCAGGUCAAUCUUUCAAGAUAUUGUCAGCAUGGAUACAGUGAUUAUGAAGAUUAUGGUGAGAAUGUGAUACACAUUCAACCAUUGCAAAUGUAUUUUAACCACUAACUCCCAUGAGUGACCAAAAAACUGACUUUCUCCUUACAAUAUCAAGCAGAUAAGGGAUUCUUAGUUGAUCCUGUUGAAUUGUUAAUUCUCUAAACCAUCAUUACAAAAAUUGUAUAGCAGACAGUAAGGAGAAUUGUUACUCAGAUCUUGGGAGUGAAAGGGUUACAUUUACAUAAAAAAGUGCACACACCAGUGUAGCCAUACAUGUUUUGCAGAAACAUCUUUGUUAACUUUGUAAAGUGCAUUUGAAAUAACAUUUGCGCAGGCAGGUUAUUUAUUUCCUGGAUAGUUACUUUUUACUAGUGUCACUAAUGUAUACACAAAGUGUAAAGUACCACAAGUACAAACAUGGAUUCAAAUGUCUCAGGGAAAUGGGUGAUGUUGUUCCACCACAAACAAAUACUGGAAAAGUACUUUGUAUUUGCAGUCAUCUGGAUAUGUGUUCCCAUUAAAUGUUCCCAUUAUACUCAGCUGUGACUGGUAAAGCCAGUGCAAAAGUGCUUGGGAGGUUUAAUUUGUGAAUAAUAAUGCAAUUGUUUGUAACGAUAGCGACCAUUUUAUUAUUGGUUCAAGUAACUCAUUCAAAUGUUUCCUUUUUUGACAAGAAUUAUGCACAAACUUUGGUGGAUGCAGACAGGACAUCACUCUUCCUUGUGGACAACAGAACAAAUGAAUUGUAUGCCAGGAUAUUUGAUAUAGGAGGGAGUCUUGAGGACAGCAGAUCAUCAAAUCUUCAAAAAGAAAUCAGGUGAUACAUGCAUAAAAUUAUUUUUUGUCAGAAAGAUUUUCAUUGAGAAUAACGCUGAUGAAAACUGAUUUUUCUGAAUAUUUGAGCAACACCAGUUCAAGGAUUGAUAACUGCAUAUUCAUCUGAACUGUGUUUUAAGUCUAGAGUAGAUGCCUGGGUAAUGUUAUUGCAGCUUUCCUACAAUUUUCACAAUCUUUUACAUGUAUUUGUGGUAAUCAACUUAUAUGACUGUACAGAUCAUAUUCAUUUGUACUUUAAUGGCUGACAUAAAAUUUAAGGACUAGUAAUACUAUGAAAAAGAGGUAAAAGAGGCAAGUUAUAAGGUUAAAGUAAUCAUUUAAUAAAUUUCAUUCAAGUUAUUAUCCUAGUUUAACUUCAGCUUAGACAUAUUACAUCAUAAAGCAAAAUUGUGACUUGAAACUUUAAUGCUAAACUCAGGUGGAAACUUUGAUUUGGCAACCAUCCCGGCCUACAGUUUUAGUCCCAAAAAUGUUUUUUUUCUUACCAUGGUGGUCAAAGCAGUUGUUGCAACUUGCAGUUCUGACCCAAGUCUUUUAUUUUUAAUUUUGUCAAAUACUGUCAGUAACUUUUUAACUGAUCUUGUUUUCCCAGGUUUCCAAAAACGAAGGGAGUGGCAGGCCAUGUGGCCACCACAGGAGAAACACUGAACAUUGCAGAUGCCUAUCAUGAUGAAAGAUUCAACAGGUGUGCUUGAAAUAAAUAUGUUUAUUCAAACGUUUCAGGCUUGUGCAUUUGUAAUUACAUAGAUUGGAUAAAUUGAACGAAAAUCACUUAAACUGCCUUGACCUUGUCCUAAAGAACCCUCCUUUGAUCAUAUUUGUUUUGCUGUUUGCAGGGAAAUUGACCUUCAGACUGGGUAUACCACUACUACAUUGCUUUGUAUGCCAAUUUUCAUCAGAGGAAAGUAAGUACUUAGUACAUAUAGGACCAUCUUCCUUAUAAGGGGAACAGCAACUGCAGUUUCUAGCUAAACUGAGUGUGUUGUCUGAUUCACCAGGUACCUGUGGGCUCUUGUCUUGGAUAUUUUGGGAUACCCAGCUCUUAAAACCUUUCAUAAGAGCUGAGUUAUAUAUUAAGUUUUCCAAAGUUAGCUCCCUGUGGCACCCACAUUUUGUGAAAGAGCAGCACUUGAGGCCAUUAGUUUUCACAGUCCUGUCCAGAUUACUCAUGAAAUGUCCUGGGGUGUUUUGUGAUCAAUCUUGCAGGUAGUAGAUGGAGCAAAAUAUAUUAUAUCUUUACUCUCCAACUCUCAUGUCUUAAAUUUUCAGGGAGUGGCCUUUUUCUUUCCAUCUACACCAACCAAACCUAGAGAGUUGGAAAAUGCGUAAAUGCUACCUAUUAAAAUAAAGAACAGGUUCCAAUAAAUCUAAUAAACUGACACUCUAGUGCUUAUUGAAGUUACAGUAGUUUUCCUAAUGUAUUAAAAAAUUGUUUGAAAUUUUAUUAAAUUUUCAGUAUUAUUGGUGUUGUUCAGAUGGUGAACAAAAAGAGUGGAGUAUUUACAGCUUCAGGUAACUUGUUUUAAACACAAGACAAAAGACUUAAAGGAAUAGAUAGUUGAAAUUAAAUGAAAGCUUUGAGCAUGGAAAUUGUGACUCUCUUCCACCAAACAUGAGUAUGUUACACCUUCCUGUCCAAAAUUUUUUUGUAAAUUAUGAUAAUGAGACAUACAAUUUAUCUUAUUUUUUGUACUUUUAGAUUUAACUAUAUAAAUCCUGCCUGAAAUACUGUUGAUUUUCUUUUAAGUUUGAUGACCGAGUAUUCAUUCAUGUAUCAGCAAACUUGUUCAAUUAUUUCAUAUCUAGAUGAAAAGUCUUUCCAGACAUUUGCAAUUUACUGUGGCUUGGCUCUCCACCAUGCAAAGGUUAGUUAACAUGAAUAGAAACUGCACAGUAACUUCACUUCAUUACCUAAAGAAGCAUCCUUUGUUCAGCAGUCUUGUAUAAUUUCAUGUAGCCAGGUAUUUCUUCAGCUUGGAGGGAAAUGUUUAAUUAAAAAAAAAACAAGUAAUCUCAAAGGUUUGGUGAGGUGCUGCGUCUAUAGUCUUAUAAAUAUCUGCCAAUGUUAGCAAUGGUUAUUAAUAGUAAUUUCAGUUGUGACCACCGUGGGAUGCCCUUUAACUUGCAAAAGUGAUUAAUAAUGAUCUUCUCCUUAAAUUGCUGAUACAUUAUUCAGCAGAGAUGUAUUGAGAUUACAUGAAGUUAUCAGCUUGAUGAUGUAAUCGCAAUAAACACCAUAUUCUUAGUGCUAAUUUUGAAAGAACUGUUUGGCAACUGGAAGUGACAAUUACAAAUUAACUAUGAGGGGUUAAGAAUUUUAAAAUACCAAAAUAUUUAAAGUUUGGCUGUGGACCAAAGUCUCUUAUUUCACACAAAGGACUUUCUGGAUGCAGGGAAGAAAGUAACAAAACGAAACUGUUUCUUUGCAGCUAUAUGACAAGAUAAGGAGGUCGGAGCAGAAACACAGGGUAAACUAUCAAGCUCUUUUGUAAUAUUCAAGCUUUUGCUUGGUUCUUACUUAUGAUCUGUUGGAGGACAGAUGCACAUAUGACGUCACCAUUAACGACUUUUCGCUUUUUAUGCGUUGGUUCAGUUAUAAUAGAUCCCAGAAGAAGUCAGAAUGUGAUAGGAACAUCAGUGGCACACUCGGCAGCGCCAAGUGUGCCACUUUUCAGUUCUUACCACCUUUAGAUGUCAUCUGUUAUAUACUGUUAAAGAGACGCUCAGCAACAUUUGUUACACUAAUAAACUUCCCGGGGGAAAUAUUUUCGAGCGACGACUCGUGUUUUUGAAUAGCUGUUUUUUAAAAAUCCCACCUCAUAAUUUAAGGACUUUUCCUGUGGGAACUUUUGAAAAGAGAGAAAAGACAAUCUUAUCAACAAAUUGAGAAGCCUUGACUUUGCUCUGUUCUGUUGUAAAGCACGAAACAAGUGAGAAACACGAGACGUAAUCGAGUCUUUCUUCCCACUUAUUGAGUGCUCUAACCGAUACCUAAGUGAUUUACAACAGAACAGAGCACAGUCAAGGCGUCUGUAUUUGCUUUAUUAUAAAACGUCCUUUAAAUUCCCCUCGCAUUACUUUCAAUUUUUCAAAGAAACUUUAUUUCCAGGCGAACAACGGUAUCGUCAGUAUGCUCUAUACUCUGAUAGAGCACGCUCUUUCUACCGCUCUUUCAGCGCGCGCUAUAUCCGAACCUUAUUAUAUUUAAAAAAAAACAGUACAAGUCAAAUCAGACUUUGCUUGCUUAUCUUAUUCAUUUUACACUGGAAGUUUAGCAGUGAGAAAGAAAGUUAUUGACUUAACUCUGACUGAAUAUCAGUCAGGAUGACGGCGAAGUGACCGGUAUGUCGACGGGUUGACCAUGGGUGACAGUAAAUUGACAACUUGUGUCGGCGAGUUGACAUGACAAUCUGUCACCAAAUGUACUCGUUCCAUUUUUUUUUCUGGCGGGGUGCCAAAUAUAUCGAACCUUGAGGAUUCGUGUCAGUGUCCAUUUCAUUUUCAUCUUCGGUAACAGGGUGUUAAUUGUGGCCUAUUUUAUUUAUUUUAGGUCGCAUUGGAAGUGCUAUCAUAUCACAGCAAGUGUUCUGAGCGGGAGCUAACAUCCACCCAAGAGAUGCCAGUUCAAGAACCUUUUCCAUCUUUGGAAUCGUACGUACAAGUGAUACCUUCUAUACUACCCUUUACACUUUAAUAUCAGUAUGCAUCUUCUCCUUAGUGUUCUCUGUACAUUCCCUAAGGUUCUGAUAAGGAGAAUUUGUUCAACGAUCAAGAGCGUCUUUAGUUGGUGAUUGUUUCCUUUAUUCUCGUGACCUUAAUGUGUCAUUUGGCGGUGACGUUGUAAAGAAAAUUAGAUUCUAGUCAUUCGUAGGGGUCAAACGGUAAUGGUUGAAAAUUGACAGUUUGCGAGAGUCGAGCGGGCGAGCUUAGGAGAGGUCUACGAGAAGUGAGAAGUCUAAGUCGACUUUCCAUGGACUUCACGAGAAGCCCACCCUACCCUCUCUUCCCCUUUCCCCCCCUCCCCCCCGUACUAGUGUAUAGGCAGCAUUGAGAGCUUCGGUGAUCGCGGACCAUUUUUUUAUUGGAAUUUUAAUACAUAAGAACGAUUCAAGUGUUAGCGUUAAGCCCCUUCUGUACAAUGAACAAUACAUCAGUAAGUCGUGCUUCUUGUUUUUUUGUAAUUGACAGGUAUAAAUUUGAUUCAUACUCACUGAUAAAUGAAGGAAUAGACUUCAUGCCAAGUCUAGUCAUUCAAAUGACAAAGAAUCUCUUCUCACUUCAAAGGUUAGGAUUUAUUUACUUCAGUUCAAUUUUUUUUUUUUACUAGACAUUUUCGUAGCCAAGGGAUCAAAGGGAGAAUGUUUUGGGUUUACCGACUCGUAAUCGAAUAGCGUUCUAUUAGCACGGAGGGGAUACCUCUUAUCACUAGACACUUACCUUUGUCUCAAUUACGUCCCCUUUAUGUAGGUUCUACUUUAUGGUAUAACUUUAUAUCAAUACACCAUGCUUUUCUACGGGUGUGAAACUUAGUUCCCAUGGAUCAUACUGCUAUAUUUACAUUAUUUUUAAUCCUUUUUUUCUAGUUAUUUUGCAGAAAAUGUAUCUCACAUAUCUCUUUUUUAUGUUACUACCCUUUGCAAUCUAUAAUUACCACUAUGUAAAUUUCUAAAUUUGAAUUAUUGUUCACAUAUACCUUGCUACUCUUCAUUUAUUUUGGAUAAAUAAAAUGUCAGAAUUGACCGAUUUGCCUCUUACUGCUUAGUUCAGUUGGUUGGGCAUUGUAGUGGUGUGAUGAAAGUCACAUGUUAAAAUCCCAAAGUUCAAAUUGUUUUCAACUCCUGCCAACACACAUCGUCUCUAUAGCACUCCUUAGGGGGCUUUCCAACAGGAGACAUACUUUUAUGCUCUAAAUGUUUUUUUGUCCUUUCACCGUAAUAACAUCAGAAUAGAUUAGGAGCGUUAGGUUAGGUUUGGAUUAAUCUAUUGACUGUCUUAUGUUAUAGAUUUGGAGUUGACGAACUCUGGCGGUUUGUGCUUACCGUGAAGAAGAAUUAUCGAGAUGUUCCAUACCACAACUGGACCCAUGCCUUCGCUGUCGCACAUUCCAUGUAUCUCGUCAUUCGAUCUGGGAACGAAAAAUUCACUGCACUUGAGGUACGGAGCGUUUUUGUCUUCUUUGCUUACCAAAAAACUUAAACCUUUGACCCCAUAGAGUGACGGGGGGGGGGGUCUGCCAGUUUUAUUUUCUUUUUGUAGAGACAAAAAAUAUACAGCUGUGCCCUAGAUACAAGGAGACACCGAAAGCCACGCUGAACUCAGCUUAUUUGGAACAAUAUUUCAAUUUAUUGGUUAAAGAGAAAUGGAGAAUGUGAUUUCAGUUAAUUCGUACCCUAUUCUUUGACUGCCUGCAGGCCCUGGCCAUGUUUUUUGCGUCAUUGUGCCAUGACUUGGAUCACCGUGGUCGCACCAACUCGUGGAUGAAGAAUGAACAGACUCCCCUGGCUGCUGUGUAUAGCACGUCAACUAUGGAACAUCAUCACUUCAACCAAACCAUUACCAUCCUUCAGGUACGAUUACCCUUGCGAGUGUUCAGUCAAAAGAGGAACGAAUAAAAAGUUUUAAAAGAAUGUUAGAGGGAGGGGAUAUCUUUUUGACAACAGGGACGAAUCCGAGCAAGUGCAUUCUGCGAGUGACCCGACCGAUUUUUGAGUGAUAUUAAAAUUGAAAUUACUUUUCCACAGUUCCAACUAAACAAGCCAAAUGUUACUUUCCUGUCAACAGCAUGAAGGCCACAACAUCUUCUCUCACCUAAGUCCGGCAGAGUACAAAACAGUGCUUGGUUAUAUGAAGGAGUGUAUCCUUGCCACAGAUCUGGCGCUGUUUUUCGGUAACAAGUCUAAACUGAAGGAGUUGGUGGAAAAAGGACAGUUCACAUGGGACAACCAAGAUCACAGGUAACAUACGAUACUGAAUGGAGGACUGCGAGUCAGAACUAGACUGUUAAAAGAGUCAAAAUCCUUGGGGGAACAGGGAAUGAUGCAGUCAGUGGUGAGAGCGUUUGUUUUACUCCCACCGCUGUGGCUUGGGUUUCAUUCCCGCACCUGUUGUUACAUAUGGGUUGAGUUUGUUGCUAGUUCUCGUCCCUACGGUUUUCUUCUGGGUUCGCCGGUUUUCCUCCUUCCACAAAAUCCAUCUUUCCAAAUUCUAAUUCUAAUUUGACUUGGAAAUAAUAAACAAGAAAAGCCACCUUGUGGAAUGUUCACUGCUAAAGCCCAUCAUUAUAAUUAAAAUCCUUUCUUCUGGCCUUUCAUUUUGAUCGUUGAGCAGUCACUUCGAGUUGUUUUUCGAGAACGAGCUUAAACCUUCUCCCUUUUCAGGGUAGGGUGGGAGCCGACGUUGUCUUCUUCCAAGAUUUUUCUCGCUAAAUCAUCUAAUAAAAAAACACCGACAGAGAGACGAAAAACGAUUUUGAUUUAAAAUUGGUAGAGUUAAUGAGAACACUUUACUCUUGCUUAUGAAAGGGUGUUGCUUUCCAUGUCCCAAAGAGCGGUUAAAUUCAUUACAGACCUGUUUACAAUCUGUCCAUCGGUUUUGAACUAAUUCAAGGAACUGUGCAUGGUCAACUCUUGUCUCUUAAAUGCUUAUAACUUUAUUUAAAUAUCUAGUCGACACAACUUCCGUUUCAUAGAAGUGAAAGCAUAUGGUAACCAUCAUGCGUUCGAAUGGCUGGAAAACACAGAAACGCAACUGAUUGUCGUUUCCUAAAUGACGGUGCAUCAGCAACUGACUUGAAGACUUUUGUCCCUUCCAGGAAGCUGUUACGUGCUAUUUGUAUGACAGCUUGUGAUUUAUCUGCCUGCACAAAGCCGUGGGAAAUUCAGUUGGAGAUUGUGAGGGUCAUUUAUCAAGAGUUUUACGCUGAGGUGCGUUUUGUAGCAAGUACUUUGCACUUGGUAAUGAAGUAGGCUCUUUGAUCAACUGAUGACCUACGUGGUCGGCAUAGUGUAAUCCUGAAUAAAGGGGUUAAGUUCCUUAAGAAACUGUGGUGCCACGUGUUAGUGGGGUUUACAAGAUAAUUUGGUGUGAUCAACUGAGUUGAUAAUGUAAGUUGGCCACCUUAAAGACUUUUUAAAACUGACGGUUCGAGCGUUAGCCCAUCGUUAGAGCGAACGUUAUACUCCUGGUCAAGUUGGAUUGAAAGAGCUUAUAAAAACCAUAACAUUUUCAUUUCUCGUUCAGUGUUAAACAACAUCCUCGCACAACCUCUGGUGCUCUUUCUUGCUUUUCUUGCUUUUGCUUUGAAUCUGUUAUGUCUGACUUUCCAUAGCUCAGCGGAGAUUUGACUUUUAUUGUUCUUUUUAAUGUUGUCAGGGUGAUCUUGAAAAGGCGCAGGGAAAAACACCCAUUGCAAUGAAGGACCGUAACACAGCGCACGAAUUGCCAGCGCAUCAGGUGAGAAGCUCUACUGAAUUAUAGCGAUGAAAAUUAGAGAGCAGACAUGUUUGUGCUACCUGCUCAAUAGAAUCAUAAAAAAAAAUUUCAUAUUUUUCAAGCCAUUUAUUCAAAGGUAAUAUUGUGUUUUUAUAACUACUUACAAAGCAUUUACAGCAAUUUUCAAUUGGGUGUCGAAAGUAAUCCGCGAUUGCAUUGGUUUUACUUAACUUUGCUCUUUGAUUGGUCUGGAAAACUCGCGCCACUUUCUCAACCAAUCAGAUGCAAAGCUUAAUACAAUCGCGACUUGGUCAUUUGCGUUUUCCCGCGCAUCAAGUAAUUUACUUGUUUUCACCUUGAGUUCUCAUUGGCUAACGAUGAUGUAAUCUUUGUUCUAAUUGGUCGUUAGGAUAACUUUGGUUUUGUCUUUCGACACUCAGUUGAAAACUGUUCUAAUUUUUACGCAGACCAGCUUUGAAAAUUCUUGAGAACAAAUUUUACAUUUGUCGUCAGGUUGGUUUCCUGGUUGGAAUCUGUUUACCUUGUUAUGAGCUCUUACAGAAGUGCAUUCCUGACACAAAACCACUUGUGGAAGGAUCUCAGUAAGUAGUGCGCUGUCUAAAUUGAUUAUCAGAAUUUGUUCUCCAGGUUAUUUUUUCUUUUUUUUUACUACUUUUUUCUGAUGCAAUGUCCUGCAACACGUGACUUUAAGGGAUAGUGCUGGUGCAGUUAGCUGAAAAGACGUUACUGAAUGAUUGAUUUUCUCAUUAAGAAAGUUGCCGUUUUGAAGUUUCACUACCAUAUAUAUGUUCUGAUCAGAAAUUACGUGAGCCUUAAGUUCUCACGAAGUCCAACUCGGAACUUUUUCGCCUUUUCCCGUAGUUCGUCGCAUAAAUUAACGCAAAAAUACGAGGUAGUAUCUGAUUUUAAUGAGGGGUUUCGUAACUGUAAUCCAGUCGGUCUGAAUACGUUUUUCUCUGCUAAUUUUUCGUUUUUUCUUUUUUUUGUUUAUAAAGAGCAAACCUGGCAAAAUGGUCGAGGAUGGCUCAACACAACAGAACUGCUCUAGAAUCCAUGAAUCCGCCUUCAGAUGAUUCAGGUAAGGAGGACCAAGAAGGAAAGGAAGAAAAGGGCAGCGAAGCUGGCGGAAAAGAAGAGGAAAGUGAGAAAAAGCAAACGAAUGGCAGUGAGGUGGAGAAGGAUGCAGAGACACAAGAGAAUCAGAGUGACAAGAAAGAGGAAGCAAACGAGGAAGAGGGCGGUAAGGAUGAUACUAAACAGGUGGAGGAAGGUGCAGCGCAAGAGAAUAAAGAGGGAAACACUUCUCAUUGAUGUUAAAAUUACUCCUUUUUCUCCGUAACCAAAUGUCCUCUUCAUCCGUUGUUUCCUUUGUGAAGAAAUUCUUUCCCGUCAAAACGAAAUAUUCCGGCGAGGAAAGCGUUACUCUAACGGUCUCUUCACUUGUCACGCAAGGGUCGACGUUGGUCACGAAUGAUCUCAGUAGGUUAUGUGAUGAAGUAAAAUGUGUAGAUUUUGAAGAGAAAAGUUAGUACCAGUAUAAGUUGUGCUGGGCAAUUAUUUUAUUUUCUUCGAUUUUUCUUGUGUGUGUUUGUUUGUUUUUCGUCUUUGGUUUGACAACUUUUCAAAAACGUCAAAGGGAGCCAUUGCGACAACUGCACAUAAGGGGCGAAUCAACUCGAUGCAAGUUCAAGUUGCCAGGAAACGCCUCUGUAGCACGGUUAUUUAUAGAGUGAAAGAAAAUGUCUGUUAGGGCUGAAAUUGAAAAAAACAAACAAACAAACAAACAAAAACAGAGACAAAAGACCUGUUUGAACAGGAAAAAAAAAUUUUGUGAAACGCAACAUAUUGCUUGAAAAACGUGGACCCGACUGUUUUUUCAUCCUUGUUUGAAAUGUAACCAGCAAGAGUGUUGCUCUAUGAAGAUUAAUCAUGAAUCCUUAGAAAGCAAAAUUAUAGUUUCGAUUCCGAAAAUUUAUUGUUAUGAGCAUAAAAUGAAAUCGAAAUAUUGAUAUCAUCAAGAAUACCGUCACCUACACUUAUUUAUCGGAAGUUUCUUGGUACUUUUUUUCAUGCAGAACUAAACUUUGUAGUCGUGUGGAUUGCUAAAGCUCCUUUAAAAGUCUUGAAAUUUGUAGGUUUUUUAAUGCAUUGGAAAAUGCUUUGUGGGAUGCUAAAUUGUGGGCGUUAAUAGGCAAGAAGUAGUGCGCAAAGAAAUAUCUUAACGGGAAUCUGAUAGCAAAACUAAUUAAAGGCUGGAUAGUGUAGACUUACACUUAUUAAAAAUCUGUGUUCUAAGCCUUAAAUAACAGAAUAACACAUAAUUGGUUUGUGACCAAGGAUUCAAAUUCAAAUCUUCGUCAUUUUAAUUCAAAAGAGAGGUAUUUAUUUAUGAUGGAUAUGUUAAUUGAUCUGAGUAUUUAAACAAUGAACGACUGUAUAUAUUUCAGUGUUAUCACUGUCAAAAUUUUCUUAUACAUUUGAGCUCUGUGAUAACUAUUUAAUUUAUUGGUGUUAUCUUCUGUGGCUUAGGAUGAUGUUGGCUGAACACUUCCUUUUAUCGAAUAAAAGAGCUCGUCAGAACAUCGUAGGCGAACAGCCUUGGAGACUUUUUUAGGAGGAGUUCAGUCUGCAUACUUUCGCAAGCCACAAAAAGUUUGCUUUACAAGAAAGAAAUUUUGUACGCUUCCUAUUCCAACUUUUUAUUGUAUAAAGUAUACUUAUUUAUUGCCCUGGGUCUUAUGUGCAGGGAAGAAGUUUCUAUGUAGUCAGGUGGAGGUACCGUAUUACAGUGAGGUAUUACAUGAAAUGUAAAGUGCUAUUUUAGGCAGCUGUAAUUGAGUUACGUUGACGUUCAUUCAUAAUUUUUGUGACGGACCUGGACUUACACUCCAUUCAUACUAGCAAAUCAUGAUUAGUCAAACCGAGUUUAACUGAAUGAAAUCAGAAACCGACAGGGAAGUGAAACACUGAAUUUCCAUGGGGUUCAAGUAGUCACUACCUUUUAUUUUCAGUAUGCUAAAUUUGAAGUCGAAAAACAUCGGUUUAAGCAGCUUCUGUAAAGAAGACAAUUUCCAAUCGUGUUUGAGAAAACAGCUUUAAAACAUGGUUCAGCUUUGGUGUGAAUAGGGUAUAAGUUUCCUUGUCUGCUAGUAGGAAAUCCACCCCCACCACCCCCCUAAAGAGCGUUGUUUUCUUUUGAUCUUUAUCUAAAAAUAGUUUGGCUUUUACUUGGGGUAGAGAAGUACUGAACACGUCAUCACAAUGGAAUGUACUGUGCUUUUUAUUCCCACGUUUUCACAUUUCCAGACUACCAAGUUACGAGAACAUGUGAGCAAGGUAAAGACUCGUUUGCAUAUUUCCACAUUUCCAGACUACCGAGUUAAGAUACAUGCAAGUAAGCUAAUCACACAUCACACGUUUGCACGUUUCAAGGUUUCUCCAAGGUGGUUAAUUUUACGUGCAGCAUAUUCCAUUGUAAUGACGCGUUCUUUGUUCUUCUACCCCAAGUAAAAGCGAAUAGUUUAUUCUCCCAGUUGUGAAAUGGUUUGCAAGAAUUGAAGGCAACUAUUUUGGACGUAGUCCUUAUUAGACAAAACUUUGUGUCCUUUUAGUGAAAACAGCUAAAGAGGACACUGUCCAGGCAAACAUUUGAAACUGCUCUUAAUCCGCUGAAGGGAAGGACCAUUAUAAAGUAAGGGGGGUUGGGGAGUUUAGGAGGUGGAAGAAUCAUUUGUUUCCGUCUGUUAUAAUCAUUUUUUUCAGCUUUUGCCCCAGUCCCCUCCCCCUUCUCCACUAUUUCAAUCACAUUUUACAAUAAUCCAUCCCCAAUCAACGUUUUUUACUCUUAUACUUGAUUAUUAUUAUGACUGUUUGUCGUUCUGUUCUGUCAGUAAAUUAGUUUCCACGCGGGGUAAUUGUAGAGAAACACAUACGUAAACUGAAACAAUAAACGGCCAUUGAUAUAACUUUAAACCUUUUCAUUGCAACCCUUGUAACCAACGAUUAUAUUCGUAGAGCACUCUGGACAAAAUGUGCAUCUUGUAUAAGGUAUAUAUUUGUGGGGUGGAUCUAAAUAACGAUCACUAGUGUUGUCAAAAGGUUACUUUGCUUUAGUCGUUGUAAAAUUGGUAGAAUACUGUACAACACUGUAGUCAAUGUACUGGCGUUGAAUAUGACAGGGAUCACUUCUGUCCAGUUCAAUAAAGUUCAUUGAAACUGUC